Coffea eugenioides is the source of this 2728-nucleotide messenger RNA. Its product is annotated as transport inhibitor response 1-like protein. Gene Ontology annotation, molecular function: protein binding. The record is from RefSeq and is a predicted model, not a curated record. Gene Ontology annotation, cellular component: SCF ubiquitin ligase complex. Bases 82 to 1989 code for a protein of 635 amino acids. Lineage: Eukaryota; Viridiplantae; Streptophyta; Magnoliopsida; Gentianales; Rubiaceae. Gene Ontology annotation, biological process: SCF-dependent proteasomal ubiquitin-dependent protein catabolic process. The transcript has 3 exons.
AUCUAACUAAACCGCAGACCAGAUAAGAGUUUUUAGUACUUACAACUAGUGCUACUAUUUACUUCUCCUCCUCCUCCUCUUAUGAGCAGUGAGGAUCGCUCUUCCGAAAUGUCAGAGGACGAGGAGCGCCCCCCAUCCUCAGAUCCCGCCACUGGGGUCGGCGGAGUAAAGCCCCCACGUAGUUCCUCAACCGUUCACGGCGGCGAUUUGCCCUGCUCCUAUAUAUCCCCGAACCCAGAUCAAGUCCUCGAGAAUGUGCUGGAAAACGUGCUCUGUUUCUUGACCUCCAGGCGGGACCGCAACGCCGCCUCCCUGGUCUGCAGGUCAUGGUACCGUGCGGAGGCUCUGACCAGAUCCGACCUCUUCAUUGGCAACUGCUAUGCUGUGUCGCCUGGUCGGGUCAUUAACCGGUUCAAGCGGGUCAACUCGGUGGCCAUUAAAGGGAAGCCCAGGUUUGCUGAUUUCAGCCUCUUGCCGGCGGAUUGGGGGGCUAAUUUCACCCCUUGGGUUAAUUCUAUGGGCCAGGCUUAUCGGGGACUGGAGAAAGUUUAUCUGAAGCGGAUGUCCGUUGCUGAUGAGGAUCUGGCGGUGCUGGCUCACUCGUUCCCGAAUUUCAAGGAGCUGGUUUUGGUUUGUUGUGAUGGAUUUGGGACUAAUGGACUUGCUAUUGUGGCCAGCGAGUGCAGGAAGAUUAGAGUGCUCGAUUUGAUUGAGUCAGAGUUGGUAGAAGAUGAAGUGGACUGGAUUUCAUGUUUUCCACAGAAUGGAACAUGUCUCGAGUCUUUGAUAUUUGACUGUGUGGACUCCCCUAUUAAUUUUGAGGCAUUGGAGAGACUUGUGGUUAAGUCACCGUCUUUGAAGAAGCUUAGAUUGAAUCGACAUGUAACAAUCGUGCAGCUCUAUCGUUUGAUAGUUCGAGCUCCACAGCUCACCCACUUGGGAACUGGUUCAUUUGGCCCCGCAGAGAUUGUUGCUCAGGGUGAACAGGAGCCAGACUACGUUUCUGCUUUUGCUGCAUGCAAAUCUCUAGUUUGCCUUUCUGGAUUCAGAGAAAUCAAUGCUCAUUAUCUGCCUGCAAUAGUUCCAGUGUGUGCUAACCUUACCUCUCUGAAUCUUAGCUACGCCACAAUCAGUACUGAACAACUGAAAUCCUUUAUCUAUCAUUGCCAUAAGCUCCAGACUUUGUGGGUGCUUGACUCGGUAUGCGAUGAAGGACUGCAGGCAGUGGCUGCAACAUGUAAGGAUCUCCAUGAGCUUCGUGUUUUCCCAAUUGAUCCUCGAGAGGAUGUCGAGGGACCUGUUUCUGAAGUGGGUCUUCUCGCAAUAUCUGAAGGCUGUAGGAAACUGCAAUCUAUUCUAUAUUUCUGCCAGCGAAUGACAAAUGCAGCUGUUGUAGCAAUGUCAAAGAACUGUCCUGAUCUUGUGGUAUUCCGUCUUUGUAUCAUGGGAAGACACAGGCCUGACCAUUUGACUGGAGAACCAAUGGAUGAAGGUUUUGGUGCCAUUGUCAAGAAUUGCAAGAAGCUCACUCGGCUUGCCGUAUCUGGUUUGCUCACUGACAAGGCUUUCAGUUAUAUUGGACAAUAUGGAAAACUAGUGAGGACCUUGUCUGUGGCUUUUGCUGGUGAUGGGGACAUGUCACUGAAGUAUCUUCUUGAGGGCUGCCCAAAUUUGCAGAAACUUGAGAUAAGAGAUAGCCCCUUUGGAGAUUUGGGCUUGCUUGCUGGUCUACAUCACUAUUACAACAUGAGGUUCCUGUGGAUGUCGUCUUGUAGAGUAACUCGUGCAGGUUGCAGUCGAAUUGCUCGCCAAUUACCUCGCUUAGUAGUGGAAGUUAUUAGCUCAGAUGACGACGGAGAAGGAAGGGAUAUUGGUGAUUAUGACGACGUAGAAGGAAGGGAUAUUGGUGAUCUUGUUGGGACAUUAUACAUGUAUAGGUCUCUUGAUGGGCCAAGAGCUGAUGCACCAAGAUUCGUAAACAUCCUGUGAACAUGCAUCUGGGAAAUGUUUGUGCUGAUAAUGAAGUUGACGUUGAGCAAUCAUGGACUCUUGGUUCCGCGAUAUUUGAUGUACUGUGGGUAGCUUUUAUGACCCACAUGAAGGUCCUGGCCUUGGUGAGCAAGACAGAAUACGACUUGCGCGCACGAUUGAGCAAUUGAAAUGACAUUCAAUACAGUUUUCCAAGGCAGUCGACAGAAUUGUAGAAAUUUUAGAAGCUCUUUACUCGAGCAAGGCAAUGGACCAUCCAAUGUUGUAUCGGUACGCAUUUAAUUUUAAUGUUUCUUAAUGCUUCAAAUUCAUUUGACAAAGAAGCCUUUGGAGGUAGUGAAAGGAGGGGUUGUUGAGCAGCACCAAAGAUUGGUAGACACUGGUGCCAUGUACCACUGGAUCUGAUUGUUUCUCCGACAACAUUUAGAAAAAAGGGUCUUCAGGACCUGGAGAUUGAGAAACUGAAAGUCCUCCUCAAUGCAUUGGGUAUAGUGAAUUAAGCGGAUUAUUGAUAGAGUUCAGCAGGCGUAAUUUUUAGAAAUCUUAGUUUUAAGAUUCCUCGCUGUAGCUGCUGAUAACUAGUGCCCAGGAAUAUACAUCAAUCAAUCUCUCCAUCUAAAUCUUUAGAAAUGUUUGUUUUUCUCAGAUGUGUUGUUCUCAGCACCUGACUGUUGAAUUUAUAAUUGUUAUUGUUAGAAAUAUGAGAUGAGUAAUAAAUGCCAAAUAUGCAUGGACCAGA